This is a messenger RNA of Styela clava, 2771 nucleotides long. Its product is annotated as glutathione synthetase-like. Lineage: Eukaryota; Metazoa; Chordata; Ascidiacea; Stolidobranchia; Styelidae. Gene Ontology annotation, biological process: glutathione biosynthetic process. The record is from RefSeq and is a predicted model, not a curated record. Gene Ontology annotation, cellular component: cytosol. Gene Ontology annotation, molecular function: ATP binding; glutathione synthase activity; glutathione binding.
CUCAAGCCAAAAAUGAAAAUCAUAUUUCUGAAAUGUAAUCAUAAUUACCAUUGCCAAAUUAUUUCUAGACUUUGUGAUUUGUAGAGAAAAUAUUAGCUUACUCAAUUAUUAUGAAUCUAGUAGAGCAGAUAAAAAGUUUUAUGAAAGAUGAAAAAUUGGUGACUGGAGCAGCUUGCAAUGCAGUUGAUUUUGCAAUUACUAAAGGAAUUUUAAUGAGGACUUCCGACAGGCGAGAUUCCUCAGAGGUGGUGCAGCAUGCACCUUUCACUUUGUUUCCAUCUCCUGUCCCAAGCCAUCUUAUGGAUCAAGCAAAAGAUGUUCAGAAGGAUUUCGGUUUUUUAAUGCAUGUGUUGAGUCAGGAUCAGGAUUUCCUAAAAUCUGCUUACAGCAGUGUACUUGAAUCGGAUGAGUUCACAAAGAAUCUUUUUGAUAUCUAUGAGAAAACUCGCCAAGAAAAACCUAAGAAAGCAGAAUUAGCGUUGAUUCGUUCAGACUACAUGCUCCAUCAACCUGAUCAAAAUACCAUAAGUUUAAAGCAAAUUGAAGUCAACAUGAUUGCUUCAAGUUUCAAUGGGAUUGGUACAGAAAAAGUUACUGCACUUCACGAGUAUAAUUUAAACAGCAAUGGCUUUAAGGACUUCCAUGACAGGAUGCCUGAAAAUCUUGCUUUGCCUAACUUGGCUGAUGGAAUGUUGGCAGCCUGGAAUCAUUACGGACAACCUAAUGCAGUUAUUGUGUUCAUUAUUAGUGACGUAGAACAAAAUAUAUUUGAUCAAAGGACAUUGGAAUUCAAAAUUAUAGAAAAGAAUCCGGAUGUUCGUGUGAGAAGAUAUACCUUAGGUGAAGUUGCUGAUAAAGGAAAACUUGAUUCCAAUUCAAAGCUUUUUAUAGCUGGUGAAGAAAUAGCUGUUGCAUACUACAGAGCUGGGUACACUCCAAAUGAUUACCUAUCACAAAAAGAAUGGGAUGCAAGAAGAAUGUUGGAUUGCAGUGACACUAUCAAUUGUCCUAGUGCUGGUCAUCAACUAGUUGGUGCUAAGAAGAUGCAAGAAGUUCUUACACAGCCUGGUGUAUUAGAAAAAUUUAUUAAAGGCACUGAUUCAUUGAAACGACUGAGAGAUACAUUCGUAGGAUUUUAUGGAUUGGAAAUGGGUGCUGAAGGAGAUGAAGCAGUUGCAAAAGUUUUGAAGAAUCCUGAUAACUAUGUUCUUAAACCACAACUCGAAGGUGGCGGAAACAAUUUAUAUAAUCAGGACCUUGUUGAUAAAUUAAAUGAAGUUGGAAGUGACAAAAGAAGAUGUAGUUACAUCAUCAUGGAAAAAGUUAGACCUAUGCCGGUUUCAACAAUUAUUAUCAGAGCUGGGUCUGGUCCACAACAAUUUAAACCCGUUGAAGGUGUCAGUGAACUUGGCAUAUAUGGAGUCUUUUUGGCGUCUGGUGACAAGAUAAUCAAGAACACAUGUGCAGGUCAUCUACUUCGUACCAAAGCAAGUCAUCAUGACGAUGGCGGGGUGGCAGCAGGUGUUGCUGUGUUAGAUUCGCCGUUACUUGUGUGAUUGUGUCUGAGUUACUAAUCUGAUAUUUUUUAUACUGGUUGUGAUAUAAGGAACAAGCGGAUUUAAUGAAGUCAAUUAAACAAAUAUGAGUUGUCUUUGAAAUGCUAUUUAUUUGAUUCUUGUCACCCAUAGAGUAAGAGACCAACAUUUUAACCACUGGUAACAUUGCCCACUGUAUGCACCUGACUAUCCAACCUUCAUACACAGUUGUCGUAUUACAGCAGGUUUAUUGCUCUGCAUUGAAAAGUAGAAUUAUAUAAAACCUCAAUCAACUGCCAUCCUGGUACUCCUAGAAAUCUUCUGAUAAUGCUUCUGGGGUUUUCAAUUUUGUGCUUCGUUAUGUUUAUUUUUGCUCAUUUUUAAUAUUUUAGUUCUGAAUCAAAGAAUAGGUUACUGGUCAAGUUUGCAUAAAUGUAUACAUUUGUUUCAUUUUCAAUCAUGUACAUUCAAGUAGUAACUUGUGUGUACGCUUGGCUACAACGUGAAGUCAGUAAGUGAUAUAUGGUUCCUUUAAGCCACUCCUGGUGGUAAAUGAUAUCUGCUUCGAGUGCAAACUGACAUUAAUAAUUAUUCAACUUUGGUUAACUACGAGUAUGUUUAAUGGAGGUUUCCUAUUCACUAAUUUCCUGUAUGUUUUGUUGAUGAAUGAAUAAGUGCAAUAAUGCAAUAAGAGUAGUAAAAUGUUAAAUUUAUUCAAUAGAAAUUAGUGAUGAUGCAGUAUUUCCAUCAUUAAUAGCAGUCUAAUAUUCAAGUUGCCCCUGUAGAUGCAUAAUUGAUGAUUCUUAUUACAUGGGCAAUGAAAUUCCCCACUGGUGCUACAUCAUAGUGUUUUCAUCAAUUUUUUCUAUAUUUCACCUAUUCUGGAAUACUGUUUAGCGAAAUCCCAAUAAAAUACCUAGUGCUUUGUUCUUAUGUAUAUGUCGAUCAAGUUCCAAUAUAUUCAAGUGCUUAUUGUAUAAGUUAGUUGUUUAUUUAUUCAAGAUAUGACCAUAUUUUUACACAGAUAUAUCUAAUUGAAUUUUUUUAUUCUAAUUCAAUCACUCUGAUUUUCAUGUAUCGUAUUGUGUUUGAUGUUAUAUUAUCAAUGUUCCCAAAGAAUAAGCUAUAUUUUUUCUAUAGCGUUGCUAAUGAUUACUUCUCAGAUACUACCAUCAAGAUUGUCAAUUGUUCAUUAUAAAUAGUACAAUAUAUAAUUCAGAAACUGUGUUUUUUUAG